This is a messenger RNA of Mercenaria mercenaria, 4015 nucleotides long. RefSeq lists its product as uncharacterized. NCBI's taxonomy places the organism in Eukaryota, Metazoa, Mollusca, Bivalvia, Venerida, Veneridae. The record is from RefSeq and is a predicted model, not a curated record. The coding region runs from base 670 to 2169 and encodes 499 amino acids. The transcript is spliced from 2 exons.
AGAGGUCAUAAGUCGUCAACGUGCCGAUCACGCCAUGAACCACUUAUUCUAUUCAUGAUUCCACGAUACCGUGCUGUAAUUGCUGUGGCUUCCGUUCAUCUAUAUAUAUUUAGUCUCCUGUAUCUACUGAGUGCUGCCGCAUGAAAAUCAAUAAAAGUGUAUUGUUAAAGAAUGACAAUAUAUUUUACAUCUUGCGGAAAACACAAAUUAAGCACGCGAGUGUAAAGUCAUGACGGAUACUUGUUUUUUAAAUAAUUUAUUGCAAACUGUAAACAUGUAUAUUUUUGUCGACUUCUUAUGUGUUAACAUUGAGACGGAUGGAAAACAUGUCUUUGGUUAGGACUGAAGACUAUUUUGCGAGUGAUAGGAAUAUUUAUCAGACUCACGUUAUGGGUUAAGAAUUUUGUUUCUUCAUAUAUAUGCCUGAAGAAUUUUGACGUAUUUAGGCAUGAGAAGGUGAUAAAUCAACACUUCGGCUAUGUGAGACAAGAUUGUAAUCAUUUACAAAUCGACGGCUUGUCAGGAAUAAAACUGUUACAAAGAAGCUGAUACACUGAUAUUACAUAAUGAAAUUAACAACUAAAAAGAAUAUGCCUUUGGUUAUUUUGUGUAUGUUCAAUAUUAACAGCAUUUAUAGUCUGUUUUGUAUUCAUCGUGCCAGAUCAUCACAUGGUACAAAUUAUUUCUCAAAGGGAUCAUGUUGAAAUAGUGGUAACUAGAAACCAUAGUAGCUUAGAAACGAGAAAACAAAGCAGUAGUUCAGAUUCUCUAUUCGAGAAUCCUUCAAAUCAUUUACAAUCGUACAGAUUUGAUUUAAUGUUCAAAAUGGUUUAUGCAUAUUUCUAUGUUUACAAGAAACGAGUUCCAAGCGUAGUACAAGAUGCAUAUACAGAACAUAUUCGAGUGUGGAACCAUUUCAAAGAAUACUGUAGCAGCAAUAAAAAGUCCUGGUUCGAUGGAAAAAUACCAUGCAGAAAUAAGAACAAUCAGUCCGAUUUCAUUUUAUCAUUUCAUAAAACAAUAGAAGCGAUAAAAACGAGUGGAUUUAAUUCUAGCAGAUCGAGGAUUCCGUUGGACAAAAUAGGAUUUCUUCUUAAUGGUGCACAUAGAAUAUCGGCUUCAAUAAUAUUAUCAAAGAAUGCAUCUUUUGAACAUCACAGUUAUAAACAGCGUUCCUUUAGUUGGGGAUAUAAGUUCUUUAAAGGCAGAGGACUUUUGGAGAAGACGUCGGAUAUGGUCAUGUUGGAAUGGAUGAAAAUCCAGUCGAAGCUUCCGUCCUUGAACACAUUGGUUUUUAUUGUUUCCGUAUUUUCAAAUAAUCGCGGCAAAGAUGACGCUAUGCGUAAAAUUGUGAAAGAACGAUGCUCAAAAGAUAAUGGUAUUUUAUAUGAAAGAAAAAUCAACUUCACUAAAAGUGGAAUGCGGCAAUUAAUCACUCAUAUGUAUGGGCAACAAGCUUGGCUGCAGACAAAAAUUCAACAUAUGCUUUCAAAAUUCAAUUCAACAUACAGUGCCAUAUUUUUAUUUGUCUAUGCAAAAAGCAACAGAGAUUUAGUUCAGUGUAAAAAUAAAGUAAGAAAGCUUUACAAUGAUAAUAUCUUUAAAUCCACUGUUCACAUUCCAGAUACUGCAGAAGAGAAUUUAAUUCUAGCAGAAAUGAUACUUAAUCCAAAUUCCAUACAAUUCAUGAACUACGCUAAGAAUGCGUCUGAUUGCAAAGUAAUUGCAAAAGAAGUUGCCAGUCGUUCAUCUAUUGCAUCGAUAAAGACACUGCCAGGUAUCUGCAUGGGAAGAGAUGACGUCAUGAUUGACUCGGGAACAGUGCUUGGAUUUUUUGGCCUGCGCAAACGAACAGAUGUUGACCUUUUAUUUUUACACGAAGUUGAUAAAGCUUUACUUGGAAAUGGUCAUGGAAUUUCUAUUCAAGCUCAUGCUUUUAAAAACAAUUCCAUUUCAAAGGGACGCGCAUGGGGAGAAGACCAUUUUACUGACAAUGGGGCAACGGACAAAUGGGAUUUGUUUUAUAAUCCAAAAAAUUAUGGUUAUUGUUAUGGUAUCAAAUUCGUAUCAUUGAAACAAUUGGUUAGAUACAAAAUGAAGCGAAAUGAGCCGAAAAAAGAUUCAUUCGAUGUAGAGCUCAUUAACAAAUUUCUUGAGACCAUUACUUAAAAUCUAUCUAUCUAUCUACUACCUACCUACCUACCUAUCGGUCUGUCCGUCCGUCUGCCUGUUUAUCUGUCUUUCCUAUAUACAGACUUUCCUACGUACUACCUACUAACUGCUUCAGAUCUGUUUAAAAUUUAUUUUUGAAAGCUGGUUGCGUAAUCUAUUGUACUUUUUGAUACAGGUAUCAUUGGAAUAUCAGACUAAUUCUUAAAAGUUUUGUCAUACAAUUACAUUAAAUUUGAAAAUUUCAUGUACAUAAAAUCUAAAAGAAGAUCAUUUGGAAGCAAAGAAAGCCAUCACGCAAAAUAAUGGCAGACCAUACUUGAUUGGUUCUGUCCUUCGGACUGUAAACGUUCAAAAGUACCGGAACCAAAUUACCAGAAGAUAUAAUUACAGUCCAAGAGUCCAAGUACUUAGUGAUAGUUUACGUUUAUCAGACGGUACUUUAAUAUUGCUGUUGUGAUAGUGAAUAAUCUAUAAGAAUGUUCUUUAGAAGCACGGAAUACGAUUUAGCAACAUAAAAACAAAAUCGUUUUGAUUCACUCUGUGCUUGAAAGGUGAUGAGUUAUCAUGUAACCUGCCUUACGCGAAUUACCAUCGGCCUGUGCGGAACUAAUUUAUACACAUACAGUCAGUGAAUGUACUUAGGCUAGAAAAAAUCACAGAACUGAGUUAAAAUACUUGACGGCAUUCACGAUUAAUACAACAAUUAAAUUAUAAUAAAAGUUCGUAUAAAUUAUUACAUCUGUUUUGUCUGACUGGGUGGCAAACAAAAUAGAUUAAAUUUUAAGUGGUGAAAUAGUUUUAAAAAUUCUUUUGAAAUAUACCAGUUAUUUUUAAUUACAUCAGCUUGGUACAUUUUAUUUAGUCUAUUUGACAAUUUUAUGAUAUGUAUAUAAUUAAUAUUAAUGUAUGUGUAAAUAUGUAUAUAAUACAAAUAUGAUUAGCUUUGCAUCGGGAGAUAUGCACUCGUUGUUCAGCGGAAUUAUAUUGUACUCCUAAAAUCGCGCAUUAUUUUCGCUAAAGAACUCGAAUAUAUUUCCCGAAUGUUAAUGCGAGAGGUCAUUUUUAUUUGAAUUAUAUGUACAGCCAGAAUAUCAAACAAUAAGAAUAUGGUGACGAUUACCAUUGACUGAGUGCAGCAAUUCCUUUUCCUGUGUAUGCUCUUAUUUCAUGAGUCAUUUAGAAAAUGUCAACCCAUUUGAUUGUUACGGUUUGUUUAACAGAAAAGUUAAUUAAGCUGAAAAUGUAAAAUAUUGAAAAUCAAUAUUUGGUACUUACAAACGCAGCAAGGAAUGUUUAUGGACGCUCGCUACAGUUUCGUAAUUUUUUUCUCAAUAUUAGGUUUUGAUGAAAUGUUUUGUAUUAAAAGAUCAUGUUAUGAUGUAUUGAAAAAUGAAAUAAAAAUACUAGGUCACCAGCUUUGUUUAAAUUUAAUUUGCCCCUAGAUAUGGUGCUAUUUUAAACAUUUUUCAAAAUUUUUGAAAUCCUAAAAUAUAUUUCAGUUAAGUACAAUAAUCAGCAUAAAUUUGAUUAUCUAAGCAUUUUUAUAACGGAAAACAAUAUACUUUGUAUGUAUUUGAAACAUGCUCAGAGAAACCAAAAGAACAUGAUUUUGUAAAGAAAGGAAUUCUUGUUCAUCAGACCCAAGGGCUAUUUUUGCAUAUUUUUGUCAGUUUUAAGUUGGUACUUCUGCUAUUUUGUCGAGUUUCACAUAACAGAAUUUAAUCAAACUCUGCACAUACCUUUGGUUCUGUCUACCUAAUCUAAAACAAAAAGAAAAUUGAUAGGUCAUCAUAUAAGAUUUCGCUUAAAUCAAAUUACAACGAGGUAGGGUGUGGCGGGCAUU